UCGCAUGUCGAACUUCCUUACCAGCCACUUGCAUUUUUCGCCCGUCCAAUUUCGAGUCCCAUACUACUUUACUUUGUACAUUCCCAUUCUUGGAACUUUCUGCCAUUUCCCCCUUCUUCACUCUUGUCUUUGAGCCCAUUUUUCAUCUUCUCGGUUCUUUGAUUGAUUGACAUGCAUUCAUGAUUGAUUAGUCCUGGAUCGAACAAAGCAAUAAUCCCAUCCUGCUGCCGAUACUAUUCAUCGCUCUAUCAACCUACACCAGCGCCAAACCAAUCUCCGACCCACGCCCGGCCAUUUGGAUUGACCACUACGAUCCGACUACGUUGAGCUUCUAUCGUGCUUUUGACAUAAGAAUUACAAUCUUCCUAUUUUACGGUGCAUAUUCCGUGAGAGCUGAGAACGACCCAAUCCCUUCAUUGGUCUCGUUGCGAAUCGAGCGCAUCCGAGUGCCUCUGCGGGGCGGACAUCUACGCUCUUUUGAUUUCAGCGAGUAUAAGCCAUGGCUGGACGCGGACGUCCAAGAGCAAGGGCGCGUGGUGCUGCCAGCGCAAAUAGACCGGGUGAUCCACUCCCAUAUCCGAGAAAGAGAAGAUAUAGACCUGGUACAGUUGCACUGAAAGAAAUUCGGCGGCUGCAAAAUAGUACAGACCUGUUGAUGAGGAAGUUACCAUUCUCGAGAGUUGUUCGUGAAAUAGCUCUUAGUAUACGGCCAAGAGAUGAAGGUAUGCGUUGGCAAUCACAGGCCAUAUUAGCGCUCCAGGAGGCGGCCGAGGCCUUCCUUGUCCACCUAUUCGAGGACUCGAAUCUAUGCGCUAUACAUGCGAAGCGCGUCACAAUCAUGCAAAAAGACAUACAACUUGCAAGACGGAUCCGUGGCGUCUGGGGUGGCAUUGGCUAAAUUGAAGCUCCCAGACAGCUCAUCGCUGUCUUCAAGUCGGCUACCUACACUUCUGUCAUAAGCUGGAUAGGGAGAUACUUGGAGCAUUACUAAUUUGUUCACCGGGACCCGACUACUGCCUGUUCAGUGUUGCGAGCUCUGGUAAGAAUAUGCCUACGUGUUAUAAUUAUAUACUACCCUCAGAUGUAAUUGACUGAGAGGAAGCAAAGAUCAGCGGGCGUUCGGGUUGCAUCUUUUUCAAGGACUAUUGGCAUUGUCCUGGAUGGGGCCGGGCGAGGCUAUAGUGGCAUGUGUUUAAGAAGAUACCAAUGAACUAGUAAAAGUAAUUCCAGUCGCAUAUAUAAUAACUCUUAUCCUAUGAAUCUCUGGGCUAUUGUUGUCUGUAAAUCGAUAUGUUAGGUUAUAU
Molecule: messenger RNA, 1304 nt
Organism: Xylaria bambusicola
Lineage: Eukaryota; Fungi; Ascomycota; Sordariomycetes; Xylariales; Xylariaceae
Product: histone-fold-containing protein
Exons: 3
Coding region: 500-898 (132 amino acids)
Cellular component (GO): nucleosome
Molecular function (GO): DNA binding; structural constituent of chromatin; protein heterodimerization activity
Source: RefSeq, a predicted model, not a curated record